UAGCUACAGAAGCAUUAGAUUUGUGUCCUGCCGGACACCGUACAAGUAACAAUCCCCCAUGUUUUGGUAUAGAGACGGCGGGAGGAUUAACAAAAGCACAUGUGUGUAAUAUAUUGUAAAUACUGUGAGGAUAAACAUGGACGAUGAAUGGGAAGAAGAGGAGCAGCUGGUUGUCGUCGAGCUUUCUGGAGUCAUAAAUAAUGACAUUUUGUCCAAACCUAGGGCUGCCUGCAAAAUACUGGAUAUCGACAGUGAGCAGCCUAUGAUGCAACUGGGCCAGUAUGUGUUUGCAGGAGAAUAUGAAGAUGCCCUAGGAACAUGUAUUCUAUUCGAGGAGGGGGCAGUCAAAGGAAAAGGAAACAGCGGCCCAGAGCUCAAGUACAAGUGUCACACUGUUAAGAAACUGAUGAUGCAACGCAUUUUCCUCACUGACAAGAAAGACAAUACACCCGACACAGGAGAUGCCACAUCGACAUCGAGUGAUUUGGCUUAGCUUGUAUGCCAGAUGCCCUUCUGGAUGUAACCCUCCCAUUUGACCAGGCUUGAGGCUGACAGUGGACAUCCUCAAUGGCUGAUGAUUAUGAAAUAUAAAUGUUAUUAUGACCUCUGUCAUCUGGACUUUAAUCAUCAUGGAGUAAAUCCUCUCUAAAAUCAUUUUCUUCAACUACAAAUUUAUAUGCUUUCAUCUUGUCCGCACAUUGAGCACAUUCUUUUUUUCUUAUUGAAUCUUCCAGUUGAUAUUACAGUUCUAAUAAUUAUGCUACCCGACAUCAUAGAAAAAGUGAAAAGAGUGAAUUUUUUUCAGCAAAAACAAAUGUCAGACAUCGUGUUUUUGUACGUCUUAAAAGUUGUAUUAGCUGUCUGAAAGAGUUUUCACUAUU
Molecule: messenger RNA, 881 nt
Organism: Doryrhamphus excisus (bluestripe pipefish)
Lineage: Eukaryota; Metazoa; Chordata; Actinopteri; Syngnathiformes; Syngnathidae
Gene: gtf3c6
Product: general transcription factor IIIC, polypeptide 6, alpha
Biological process (GO): transcription by RNA polymerase III
Cellular component (GO): transcription factor TFIIIC complex
Source: RefSeq, a predicted model, not a curated record